Messenger RNA from Rangifer tarandus platyrhynchus (Svalbard reindeer), 2445 nucleotides. NCBI's taxonomy places the organism in Eukaryota, Metazoa, Chordata, Mammalia, Artiodactyla, Cervidae. The record is from the annotation of a GenBank genome assembly.
AUGUGGGAUCAAGGAGGACAACCUUGGCAGCAGUGGCCUUUGAACCAACAACAAUGGAUGCAGUCAUUCCAGCACCAGCAGGAUCCAAGCCAGAUUGACUGGGCUGCAUUGGCUCAAGCUUGGAUUGCCCAAAGAGAAGCUUCAGGACAGCAAAGCAUAGUAGAACAACCACCAGGAAUGAUGCCAAAUGGACAGGAUAUGUCUACAAUGGAGUCUGGUCCAAAUAAUCAUGGGAAUUUCCAAGGGGAUUCAAACUUUAACAGAAUGUGGCAACCAGAAUGGGGAAUGCAUCAGCAGCCCCCACACCCCCCUCCAGAUCAGCCAUGGAUGCCACCAACACCAGGCCCAAUGGACAUUGUUCCUCCUUCUGAAGACAGCAACAGUCAGGACAGUGGGGAAUUUGCCCCUGACAACAGGCAUAUAUUUAACCAGAACAAUCACAACUUUGGUGGACCACCCGAUAAUUUUGCAGUGGGGCCAGUGAACCAGUUUGACUAUCAGCAUGGGGCUGCUUUUGGUCCACCGCAAGGUGGAUUUCAUCCUCCUUAUUGGCAACCAGGACCUCCAGGACCUCCGGCACCUCCCCAGAAUCGAAGAGAAAGACCGUCAUCAUUCAGGGAUCGGCAGCGCUCACCUAUUGCACUUCCUGUGAAGCAGGAGCCGCCACAAAUUGAUGCAGUGAAACGCAGGACUCUUCCAGCUUGGAUUCGAGAAGGUCUUGAAAAAAUGGAACGUGAAAAGCAGAAGAAGUUGGAGAAAGAAAGAAUGGAGCAACAACGUUCACAAUUGUCCAAAAAAGAAAAGAAGGCCACAGAUGAUGCUGAAGGAGGAGACGGCCCUCGUUUACCUCAGAGAAGUAAAUUUGAUAGUGAUGAGGAAGAUGAAGACACUGAAAACGUUGAGGCUGCAAGCAGUGGAAAAGUCACCAGAAGUCCAUCUCCAGUUCCUCAAGAAGAGCAAAGUGAACCAGAGAUGACUGAAGAAGAGAAAGAGUAUCAAAUGAUGUUGCUGACAAAAAUGCUUCUGACUGAAAUUCUCCUGGAUGUCACAGAUGAAGAAAUUUAUUACAUAGCCAAAGACGCACACCGGAAGGCGACGAAAGCUCCUGCAAAACAGCUGGCACAGUCCAGUGCACUGGCCUCCCUCACUGGACUCGGUGGACUGGGUGGUUAUGGAUCAGGAGACAGUGAAGAUGAGAGGAGCAACCGAGGUUCUGAGUCAUCUGACACUGAUGAUGAGGAAUUACGGCAUCGAAUCCGGCAAAAACAGGAAGCUUUUUGGAGAAAAGAAAAAGAACAACAGCUGUUACAUGAUAAACAGAUGGAAGAAGAAAAGCAGCAAUCAGAAAGGGUUACAAAAGAGAUGAAUGAAUUUAUCCAUAAAGAGCAAAAUAGUUUAUCACUACUAGAAGCAAGAGAAGCAGAUGGUGAUGUGGUUAAUGAAAAGAAAAGAACUCCAAGUGAAACGACGUCAGUUUUAGAACCAAAAAGAGAGCAUAAAGAAAAAGAGAAGCAAGGAAGGAGUAGAUCAGGAAGUUCUAGUAGUGGUAGUUCCAGUAGCAAUAGCCGAAGCAGCAGUACUAGCAGUUCUGUCUCUAGCUCUUCAUACAGUUCUAGCUCAGGUAGCAGUCGCACUUCUUCCCGGUCGUCUUCUCCUAAAAGAAAAAAGAGACACAGUAGGAGUAGAUCUCCAACAAUUAAAGCUAGGCGUAGUAGGAGUAGAAGUUACUCUCGCAGAAUUAAAAUAGAGAGCAAUAGGGCUAGAGUAAAGAUUAGAGAUAGGAGGAGAUCUAAUAGAAAUAGCAUUGAAAGAGAAAGACGAAGAAAUCGAAGUCCUUCCCGAGAGAGACGUAGAAGUAGAAGUCGCUCAAGGGAUAGGCGAACCAAUCGGUCCAGUCGUAGUAGGAGUCGAGAUAGACGUAAAGUUGAUGAUCAACGUGGAAGUCUUGGUGGAGGCAGUCAUAAGCAUAAGGGUGAGGUUAAAGAACAAGAGAGGAGAAAGGAGAGGAGUGGAAGUGUAGACAAAGAUAGGAGAAAGAAAGACAAAGAAAGGGAACGUGAACAGGAUAAAAGAAAAGAGAAACAAAAAAGGGAAGAAAAGGACUUUAAGUUCAGUAGUCAGGACGAUAGGUUAAAAAGGAAACGAGAAAGUGAAAGAACGUUCUCUAGGAGUGGUUCUAUAUCUGUUAAAAUCAUAAGACAUGAUUCUAGACAGGAUAGUAAGAAAAGCACUACCAAAGAUAGUAAAAAACAUUCAGGCUCUGAUUCUAGUGGAAGGAGCAGUUCUGAAUCUCCAGGAAGUAGCAAAGAAAAGAAGGUUAAGAAGCCUAAACAUAGUCGAUCGCGAUCCAUGGAGAAAUCUCAAAGGUCUGGUAAGAAGGCAAGCCGCAAACACAAGUCUAAGUCCCGAUCAAGAUCAACGACCCCUCCCCGUCGUAAACGCUGA